AGAAAAACCCUAACCCUAGGCAAGGGCCUCCAAUCCCCCACGCCGUCUCGUCUCGGCAUAAACCCCAGCCAUCGCCUCCGCGGCUCCGCCCUCCUCGUCCGCCGCCUCGACGCCGUGCUCAGAAUCGCGGCGAGCGAGCUCCGAUGGCCGGUAAAAAGAGGGCCCAGACUGACCUCGCGGUGCCCGAGGCUGUGCCAGCCUCGGACGCUUCCCGGGAUGAUGAUGCUGCUGCCGCGGAGGCGCCGGCGAAGAAGAAGAAGCUGGCCAUGGAGCGGAAGAAGCAGAGGAAGGAGCUCGACAAGGAGCGCCACCGCCAGUCGGCCGAAUCCGACGCCGCCAAGCCGCAGCCGCCAGCCGCGGAGGCCGCAGCGCCAGUGAAUCCUCCGUCCGCUCCGGCGGCGGCGGGCCCGGGGCUGCACAUGAAUGUGUUCAGGGACCUGGCAUCGCCGGAGGCAUCGGUGAGGGAGGCUGCGGCGGAGGCGCUGGUGGCCGAGCUUCGGGAAGUGCAGAAGGCGCACGAGAAGGGUGCGCGGAAAGGGGACAAGGAAGCUGCCGAUAGGGACGGGUCCUCGCAGAUGGAGGCUGAGAAGGAUGAUGGACUGGAAAACUGCGCCCCAUCAGUGCGGUACGCCAUCCGGCGGCUUAUUCGCGGUAUCUCUUCUUCUAGAGAGUAUGCAAGGCAAGGAUUUGCAUUGGGUCUUGCUGUUGUGCUCGAAUCAAUUCGGUCAAUCAGGAUUGAAGCACUUAUGAAGCUGAUCCCUAAUUUAUUGGAAUAUUCAUCUUCGAUGAAGGGACCGGAAGCUAAGGACAAUCUUUUGGGGCGCCUGUUUGGAUUUGGAGCAAUUGCGAGGUCUGGACGGGUUUCACGACAGUGGACACGUGACAAAAGCUCGCCCAUUGUCAAGGAUUUUGUGAGUGAGGUUGUUGAACUCAGUAGCAAGAAACGAUAUUUAACGGAGCCUGCAGUUGCCGUGAUUUUGGAUUUAGUCAGGAAGCUGCCUGAUGAAGCUAUAUUAUCUGAGGUUCUUGAAGCUCCUGGUGUUCAAGAUUGGUUCAACAGAGCUGCUGAUAUUGGAGAUCCAGAUGCACUCUUUCUAGCUUUGAAGUUGCAGGAGAGAACUAGUGUUCAGAAGGAGAUAUUUGGAAAGCUUCUCCCAUGUCCAUUCAGCCCUGACAACUUUUUUGCGGAACAUCAUCUUAAAUCUAUUGCUGCUUGUUUCAAGGAAUCUGCCUUUUGUCUUCCUCGCAUUCAUAGUUUGUGGCUUGUCAUCACCGAGAUGCUCGUUCGUGAGGCAGCAUCUCAGAAUGAUAUUAACACCAGUUGUGGCAAGAAGCACAAAAAGAAUAAGAAAGCCAGUUCCUCUGAGGAUACCAAAAAGAAUCUGCGUAAUUUCUGUGAGGUUGUAAUUGAAGGAUCUUUGCUGCUCUCAUCUCAUGACAGGAAGCAUUUGGCAUUUAAUAUACUUCUUAGCAUCCUCCCAAAAUUGUCCCCUUCAGCUAUUCAAGUAGUUCUGUCCAGCAAAGUUGUUCAUGGUUUGAUGGAUAUUUUAUCAAAUGAAUCGUCUUGGUUGUACAAUGCUGGCAAGCAUUUUCUGAAUGAGUUAGCAAGUGUAGUAAGCCAUGACAAUGAUCGGCGUGCUGCUGUCAUUAUUAACUUGCAGAAGUACAGUGGUGGAAGAUUUGACUCCAUGACAAAAACUAAAACUGUUAAACAGUUGAUUGGCGAAUUCCAGAGUGUUGAGGAUUGUUUGUGUCUUGUGCAAAAUUUGAUGGCGCUUUUCGUGGACGAAGAGGCUGUUUCAGAUGAACCUUCUGAUCAAAGUCAGACAACUGAUGAGAAUUCAGAAAUUGGCCCAACUGAAGAGCAGGACCCUUUUGGACAUGGGAAUGUUGAUGUUCUGAAGAGUUGGGUGGUGAAUACAAUUUCAUGUGUCCUAAAAAAUCUAAAGCUUACAUCAAAAGGAAAUUCGGAUUCUGAAAUGGUUAAGUGCAUUGAAGAAAAAUUCCAAGUGCAGACUGAAAUAUUGAAAUUUCUUGCAGUCCAAGGUCUUUUCUCAGCAUCUUUAGGAACUGAAGUUACAUCAUUUGAGUUGCAAGAGAAGUUCAAAUGGCCAAAGAAUCCUAUAUCCACAUCACUACGUAAUGAAUGCAUAGAGCAGCUUCAAUUCUUGCUGGAAGAUGCACAAAAGGAUGAAGCUUUACAUGUUGCUAGUGAGGUCAAGUCCAAUGACUUAGGCUACUACUUUAUGCGUUUCAUUAACACAGUAUGCAAUAUCCCCUCAGUUUCCCUCUUCAGGACCUUGAGUGGCAAUGAUGAUAAUGCAUUCAAGAAAUUGCUGGCCAUAGAAUCACUGCUUUUCCAGGAGGAAAGAAAAGCUGGCCCUGGAUUGGACUCUACUAAGAUGCAUGUGAUGCGUUAUCUACUUAUUCAGUUGCUGCUACAAGUUCUUCUCCAUCCAGAUGAGUAUUGGGAGGCUGCAGUUGAUGUGACUAUAUGUUGCAAGAAAUCCUUUCCUGCUAUUGCUCAGGGUGACAGCUCCAGUGGACAGGAAUCUGGUGAACGUGGUCCGCAGGAAUCCGAUGAGGAUGAGCCAGAGGAAUCUGAUGAAGAUGGUUCAGGGGAUUCCAAUGGGGAGGUGUCACUAGAGUUUAUGGACGUUCUUGUUCAGACUUUCCUCUCUAUUUUGCCUCAUGCAUCUGGACCCGUUUGUUUUACUAUUGAGCAGGUUUUUCGCGUGUUCUGUGAUGAUAUUACAGAAACUGGUCUCCUUGAUAUGUUGAGAGUUGUGAAGAUAGAUUUGAAAGGUCGUCAAACUGAUAGCGAUGACGAAGAUGAUGGUCGUGUUGAUAUUGAAGAUGAUGAAACUGUAAUGGAAGAUGCAGAGGUUGGGGAAAUUGAUGAUGUUGCUGAUGAUUUGGAUGAGGAUACGGAAGAUGAUUCAAAUGAUGAAGGUGAUGCGGAUCAAGAUGAUCUGAAAGAUGGAGAUAAAGCAGAAGCUACUAAAGAUGGGGAUGAUUCAGAUGAUUCAGAUGGCAUGGAUGAUGAUGCUAUGUUCCGUAUCGAUCCUUACAUUGCAAGGAUAUUCAAAGAGCGUAAUCUUCCUGGAAGCGAGACUAAGCAAUCACAACUUAUGCGAUUCAAGCUUCGCGUGCUUACGUUACUUGAUAUAUACCUUCAGAGGAAUCCAGGGAAAACCUUGGUGCUGGAGGUGUAUUCUUUCUUGAUGCAAGCUUUUGUCAAAUCACAUGGUGCUGAUGGUGGUGAACAGUUCAAGCAACGAAUUGCUGGUAUAUUGCAGAGAAGGAUAUUCAAAGGAAGGGAGUAUCCAGAAGGCAAUGGCAUUGAAUUCAGUAAACUUGAAAAGUUGUUGGAGAAAGCUCUAAGAUUGGCAUCACGCUCAAGAUACAGCACAGUUGCUUCUGUAGCCCAGAAUGCAGCAUUUUGGAUUCUGAAGAUCAUCAAUUCGAUGAAUUGUUCCGAAGAGGAACUAGCAAGUGUGGUUGAUAAGUUCCGAUCUAUCUUGAAUGAUUAUGACAGGAAGAAAUCACGGCUGAAGCUUGGUUUUGUGAAGGAGGUUGUUCGGAGGAAUCCUUGGUUAGGUCAGGAGCUUUUUGGUUUUGUGGUACAGAAGGUAGAGGGCACGGGAGCUGACUACCGGAGAAAUCAAAUGCUGGAGUUGGUGGACUGCAUACUAAAAUCAUGGGUUGGUGAUGCAUCAGAGGUGUGGACAAACCAUUUGGCUCAGCUGUGCGAGUUGAUACAAGAAGUUCUUUCAAAGGUCCCUGAGAACAAGUCGCGCCGCAAGGAAGUACGGAACUUCUGCACUAGGAUCCUGCAAACAGUGCUGAAGCUUAAUCUCAAAGAACAAUUUCAGAACGCAUUGAGUUCUGAAACUUAUUCCCUCUGUCAGGCGCAACUAGGAACUGCAUUUGCCCCUUUCAGAAAAGAUUCUAACUAGAACCCGUUUUCUCCACGGGUCAAGGGUCGCUAGAAGUUUUGAGAUGAAUUUAAUUUUGCUUGUAAUCUUUUUCUGGGCCCAUGAGUGUAGGCUCAAUUAAAUCAGUAUGCUUGACUAUCAGCAGCAAGGAAGUUACAGUUAGCAACAUGUACCAGUUUCUGUAUCUGCAUGUGCAAGGAUUGCGUGAAUGGAUAAUGUUUUGAAACACCAUAACCAAAUUUGCCUCAGCUUUCA
Messenger RNA from Panicum hallii, 4193 nucleotides. Its product is annotated as myb-binding protein 1A-like protein. The record is from RefSeq and is a predicted model, not a curated record. The transcript has 8 exons. Gene Ontology annotation, molecular function: DNA binding; transcription factor binding. Bases 144 to 3959 code for a protein of 1271 amino acids. NCBI's taxonomy places the organism in Eukaryota, Viridiplantae, Streptophyta, Magnoliopsida, Poales, Poaceae. Gene Ontology annotation, biological process: regulation of DNA-templated transcription. Gene Ontology annotation, cellular component: nucleolus.